ACAAAAAUGGCGACUUCCGCUGAUGUUCACGUCCAAAUUUGUGUUCAACAAAUGAUCAAAUUUGACCUCCAAGUGAAAGAGAACAUUCAGUCCAUCCGAGAAUGUUGUGGGCCUCAGAGUGCACUCGUGCAGCUCAACUGUCAAGUCAAAGAAAAAUUCAAGCAACUCAGACGCACAAUUCAGGAGCUGGAGCAGAUGGCGCGAGAACAGGACAAAGAAUCGGACAGAAUUUCUAUCCAAGCAGAGGCUGACAGCCAAAGAAGACAAAUGAUCAGUAAUCAGACGGCGUGGAGAAAAGCCAACCUGGCGUGCAAAGUGUCCAUGGACAAGAUGGAGAAAGAUGAGCUACUGCGUGAAGGAGAUGGAGCAGGAGUCAGGAGCAGAAAAGCCACCAAAGAAAGCCUGGUUGAGAGCAGCAGUAACAUCACCGAGAGCUUAAUGUCCAUCAGCAGGAUGAUGGCGGAGCAGGUUAAGCAGAGCGAGGACAACAUCGGCACCCUGGCCACUUCCUCCCGCACGGUGCAGGAGACCAACGAGGAGUUUCGGAAUAUGACGGGAACGAUCCACCUGGGCAGGAAGUUGAUCCUCAAGUACAAUCGGCGAGAGUUGACAGACAAGCUUCUCAUCUUCUUGGCGCUGGCGCUCUUCCUUGCCACCGUACUCUACAUCCUCAAGAAGAGACUCUUCCCCUUCCUUUAGUAGGUCAACCACGAUACACUUUACUUUAUCAUUCGCUCAGUGUUUGUUACAUCUGCAAUUACGUCAAAUGGACUAGAUAGAUUUAAAAAAAUACUGUGGAAAUGAUUGAAAGAUUGCAAAAAAAAAUAAAAAAGACUGUUUUGCCUCAAUCAUUCAUACGUUUUCGAACACUACUCUGGUUCUGUUAAUGAUGUCAUUGCUCUAAUUCUCUAAUUGUAUAUUGAAGAAAAUCUAUUACAGUAAUGAUUCUUGAUGCUCAAUGUUAAAGAUUAAAAAUCCAACAAAGCCAAGAACAUUAUUAUGUGUGCACCCGGUGUAUAAAGUAAAUACAGAUACAUUUAAAAUAAAAACUCUACUUUUCAGUUGAAACAAAUGUUGUUAAAACAAAAUAGAUAUGAAAAUGACUUGGUUUUGAAAAUGUAUCAACUUGUUUUUUUUACUUACUGAUAGCGAUCCCAAGUUAAAAAUUAAAUGACCAUCAGUACUACAAAAGAGUAAAGCACUCUGUUACUGAUUUAUUAUUAAACUAUUUAAAAAAAUAAAAAGUCAACAUUGAAAAUAGCGUACCGCACGAAUGCUAUUCUUAGACCACAAGACAUCACCAUCAUAAACCAGAAUGGGGUCAAUAGGUAAGCGCGCUCGCAUACAGCCCAUGCUCGUGCUGCUUGUUUUCUGCCGGCAAUCUUACAAAAGAGAACAUGCCGAGUAAACACUACUGCUAUGGAACUUGUAGAAACGACUCUUCACAUUAUGACAUAUGAAGGAUAUUUUCUUCAUAAGUUUCCUGAAGCCAAAAACUCAGAGGGGAAAAAAAUGUGAACAAUGGAUCAACUUGUGCAGACGUCCAAAAGACCAGUUUAACGGCAGCAAGGUGAAACAUUCACCUUCAUAUGCAGUAAACAUUUUGUUGGGGGCCAUGGUCCUACAGAUGACAAUCCACUUCCAUUGCCAGCUGUUAAGAGAAAUGGUGGAGGAAACGUUUUGUAUUCAUAAAUGUGUCCUCAGUUGAUGUUGAAAUAAUGUUCUUAUAGCUUGUUAUUAUUGACAUAUUAUCUUUUCGCCACAAGAUGGCAGGAUGGGACAUAAUUGUCUAAAGUGCUACUUUUAUUACUUUGUGUAUGACUUUCAUUACUUUGAUUUGUGGGAUUGCCUGUGAAGACAGCAAUGAGAGAGGAUGUAUCUGCAUGUCGAUGGAAAUUAAACAUGCCAAGUUUUGGCU
Molecule: messenger RNA, 1918 nt
Organism: Corythoichthys intestinalis (scribbled pipefish)
Lineage: Eukaryota; Metazoa; Chordata; Actinopteri; Syngnathiformes; Syngnathidae
Gene: bnip1b
Product: BCL2 interacting protein 1b
Exons: 6
Coding region: 7-699 (230 amino acids)
Biological process (GO): retrograde vesicle-mediated transport, Golgi to endoplasmic reticulum
Cellular component (GO): SNARE complex; endoplasmic reticulum
Molecular function (GO): SNAP receptor activity
Source: RefSeq, a predicted model, not a curated record